AUAGGUUUGGCUCUUUUCCUUGAUAGCAUAUGUACACUGGUGCCUCUUGCUUCAGUGUGAACCAGCUUGACAGAAGGUAUAUAUAUUAUAUAUAUUAUAUAUAUAUGUGUGUGUAUCUAGAUAACUACAUCGCUGAAAAUCAAACCUCCCAGUCAGAGUUAGUUGGAUUAAAACCAUGGCCACUUCAUUUGUCGUCGGGGAUAAAUUCAGAAAUAAGGUGGCGGACCUAUUAGGGAAGACUGACUCAUCCCUGCCCCAACAACUGAGAGAAGAACUAGAGGAGACUCUCGGAAAAACAGAACCAACAGUUCUAUCUUUCAGUACAGCAAGAAAACUCAAGAAAUACCUUCAGGACGAGGGGCAUCCUUUCUACUUGCAUGAGUUGCUGGAAGAUAGCUCACUACACCUGCCUGAAAUUGUGAAACCUCCCAGAAACCCCGAGCUGGUGGCGCGUCUUGAGAGGAUCAAAGCCAAACUAGCCAACGAGGAAUACAACAGAAUCACACGUAAUGUCAACACCCAGGAAAUCAACCGUAGUGGAACAUUAGCAGAUUUUGGAAUGCAAGUGCGAUCAGUCAAAGCAGUGGUGGUGACCAUAUUCAACUUCCUGGUCACAGUGGUUGCUGCCUUUGCCUGCUCGUAUAUGGGAAGUCAGUACCUGUUCACUGACACUGCAGCGCGCAUCAUAUCAGCGGUGAUUGCUGCAUCAGUAGUCGGGCUCGCUGAGCUGUAUGUGUUGGUCCGGACCAUGGAGGGAGAACUCGGGGAACCAUAGAAGCAAAACCAAUGAACUGAACUCUGGGAACUGCACGAGCUUGCUGAUCCAGAACAGACAUUUCACUUUGCCAUGAAAGCUUUGUGGGUCUUUGCUUCUUAUUUGACAGCAAAACUGAGUAAGGUUAAAGUUACUGAAACUUAACAAAUCAGGGAUGGUAAAUGGAAGCUGGAACAUUACAAAAAGAAAAUUGUUUCAAAAUGAAAUCUGCUCUUUCACUUUGUCAAAUAUUACUGCUUUAUCCAACAUUCCACCCGCCCAGGAAUCAGAAUACGAGUGAUAUUUCUUAUUUAUUUACUGCUGUUUUGUAUUUUAUAAAUUUCCUGAAACUACAACCUCUAAUUUUUCUCCCUCCUCUUUCUCCUUGAAACUGCCAUGUGAAAAUAAAUGUUCAUUUGCUCAGAUGUAAUUUUAUUUUUGUGUUCAAUAAAAUCAUCAGCACUAAUUAAAGCUAAUUCAUAAAGCUGA
Molecule: messenger RNA, 1243 nt
Organism: Scatophagus argus
Lineage: Eukaryota; Metazoa; Chordata; Actinopteri; Scatophagidae
Gene: vma12
Product: transmembrane protein 199
Exons: 6
Coding region: 176-775 (199 amino acids)
Biological process (GO): vacuolar proton-transporting V-type ATPase complex assembly
Cellular component (GO): endomembrane system
Source: RefSeq, a predicted model, not a curated record